Messenger RNA from Pteronotus mesoamericanus, 812 nucleotides. RefSeq names its product transmembrane protein 223 (gene TMEM223). The record is from RefSeq and is a predicted model, not a curated record. Lineage: Eukaryota; Metazoa; Chordata; Mammalia; Chiroptera; Mormoopidae. The transcript has 2 exons. Gene Ontology annotation, cellular component: mitochondrion. Gene Ontology annotation, biological process: nervous system development. Bases 1 to 627 code for a protein of 208 amino acids.
AUGUGGUGCCGAGCCGCCAUGGCAGCGUCUGGGCGAAGGUGGCUGGUGCGGCUGUUGGUUACAGUGAGGAACCUGCCCGCUCGUCGUACCCUGCACGAGGCGACACCGUCGCGGGACGUGCUGCUCUUUGAGCACGAGCGGGGCCGCUUUUUCACAGUUCUUGGGCUGUUCUGCGCCGGCCAGGGCAUCUUCUGGGCCUCCCUGUCCGUGGCAGCCUUGGCCCCACCCCCAGUCCCGGUGCGGCCUCCGGAUGUAGAGGUCGCAGACCGCAGCCGCUUGGACGUGCGCUCCGCGCUCUGGCGCUACGGUCUGGCCAUCGGCUGCGGAGCCAUCGGCACCCUGGUACUCGCCGCUGGUCUCCUCUUCUCCCUCCGCUCUGUGCGCUCAGUGAUGCUGCUGGCUGGAGGGAAGCAGGUGACUCUCACCACUCACGCCCCCUUUGGCUUGGGUGGGCAUUUCACUGUUCCCUUGAACCAGGUAUCCUGCAUGGCUCACCGGGGUGAAGUCCCUGCCAUGCUGCCUCUAAAGGUCAAAGGCCGACGCUUCUACUUCCUCUUGGACAAAGCUGGACACUUUCCCAACACGAAGCUCUUUGACAACACUGUGGGUGCGUACCGUAGCUUGUGAAAAAAACCUCAGGACACUCAUCCCUCCCAGAGGGGAAUAAAAACUGAACCUAGGAUGGGGUGACCACUGGAGUAACACAGGGGGGCCCAAGAUUCAUGAACAGCAAAUAAAAGCAGUCAUCCCAGAGGGCAGGUACCUGAGUGUACCUCUAAGUUUGCAUCUGUCUGUUCAGCCUUUACUCUUUC